AUGGAAAUUGAAGGUGUCGAUAACUCGGCGCUCAACAGUUUUCGAGAAUAUUUAAGAAUAAAAACUGUCCAACCGGAACCAGACUAUGAUAGUGCUGUAUCAUUUUUGAAAAAGUAUGCUGCUGAAUUGAAGUUGCCUUUGAAAACUUUUGAGUAUGUUGAGAGGAAGCCAAUUGUCCUUAUUACCUGUCCUGGAAUGGAUACUUCUGCAACGUCCAUCAUCUUAAAUUCUCAUAUGGAUGUUGUACCAGUGUUCAGAGAGCAUUGGUUAUAUGAUCCAUUUGAGGCUGUAAUGGAUUCAGAAAGAAAUAUAUUUGGACGAGGUACUCAAGAUAUGAAAUCUAUUGGCAUCCAGUAUUUAGAAGCGUUAAAGAGAUUACUUCGUGAUGGCAAGAAAUUCAAAAGAACAAUUCAUCUAUUGUUUGUUCCAGAUGAAGAAAUUGGAGGCAGAGAUGGCAUGAAGUUGUUUGUAAAAUCAGACGAUUUUAAAAAGUUAAAUGUUGGAUUUGCUUUGGAUGAAGGACUACCGAGUGAAACUGAUCAUUUUAAAGUUUAUUAUGCAGAAAGGACCAUUUGGCAAAUUGAAGUAACAUGCACAGGAAACCCUGGACAUGGUUCCAUGUUCAUUGAAGAUUCUGCCGCUGAAAAAUUAAGGUCAAUCAUAAAUUCUUUUUUGGACUUUAGGGAAAAAGAGAAGGAAAGAAAAGAAAAAUGUUGUUUAACCCAAGGAGACGUGACCUCCGUGAACCUUACGAUCCUUCAGGGGGGCGUGCAAGUGAACGUUGUCCCUGAUAAGUUUGUAGCGUGUUUCGAUGUGCGAGUACCUCCUUCAGUUGAUCUUGAAGAGUUUGAGAGAACCAUAUCUGCUUGGAUCCAGCGAGCAGGAAAAGGCACAUCGUUCAGAUUGAUGCAGGACUACACUAAAUCAAAUUACACGGACAUUGCUAACCUGGAUCCCUUUUGGAAAUCUCUGACUCAAACGUUUAGUGAGCUUGCUUUAAAAACUGACGUUGAAAUAUUUCCUGGUGGGACGGACAGCAGAUACAUCAGAGAAGCAGGUAUUCCAGCUAUUGGAUUUUCACCAAUAAACAAAACGAAACAAUUGCUUCACGAUCACAACGAAUAUUUGAAUGCUGGUACCUUUUUGAAAGGAAUCGAAAUUUAUGAGUACAUCAUUUAUAACCUCGGCAAUUGUUGA
Messenger RNA from Helobdella robusta, 1197 nucleotides. RefSeq lists its product as hypothetical. The record is from RefSeq and is a predicted model, not a curated record. The transcript has 15 exons. NCBI's taxonomy places the organism in Eukaryota, Metazoa, Annelida, Clitellata, Rhynchobdellida, Glossiphoniidae. Gene Ontology annotation, cellular component: cytoplasm. Gene Ontology annotation, molecular function: aminoacylase activity. Bases 1 to 1197 code for a protein of 398 amino acids. Gene Ontology annotation, biological process: amino acid metabolic process.